AAGUCUGUAGUAGAUUAUACUAAAGGCUUACCCUUAGCUCUUACGAUCUUGGGUUCUUUUCUCUACAAACGAGGCAUAACUGAGUGGAGAAGCGCAUUGGAUAGACUCAAAGAUACUGGAUACGAAGAAGUCAUUACGCAGCUCAGCUUAAGUGUAGAUGGAUUGGCCUAUGAAGACAAGAAUAUAUUUCUUGAUAUUGCAUGCUUCUUCAGGGGGAAACGGAGAGAUGACGUGAUAACAAUACUAAAUAGUUUUGGUUUCAAAUCAGAGAUUGGAAUGGAUGUCCUUACUAAAAAGUCACUUGUUUAUAUCUCGGAAGGAAGGGUUGAGAUGCAUGAUUUGAUAGAACAAAUGGGUCAGCAAGUGGCACGUGAUGUUGAUCAGGACAGACCAUGGAAUCAUAGUCGAAUAUGGCAUGAAAAAGAUAUAGAAACUGUUUUUUCCACAAAUCAGUGGACAGAGUCGGUUAGAGGCAUAAUGGUUCCAAUUGGCUCAGACCAAUUUAUAUGCAAGUGGAGCAAAGCUUUCAGAAAUAUGCCUUGUCUUAGGUUACUCAUUGUCAAAGGGGAGGAGUGUUGGGAAUAAAAUAAACCCGCAAAAAUAAUAUUCACGGUAUUAGUGAUAAACGCGGAACACUAAGUUAUGGUUAAAUCAGCAAGAAUAAAUGCAGCAAUAAUGACACCAAGAUUUUACGUGGAAACUCUUCUGAAUAAGGGAAAAACCACGGCCAAGAGGAGCAGCUGAUAUCACUAUAGUAAGGAAUUUUACACUGUGUAGUUACGAGUAUAAAUACUCCAAAGACCACUACACACUCAAAAAAGAAAAACACUCCUUUGAUUUUUCCCACCUCACUACAAUAUCACUCACACUCUAUUUUUCUUCACAGACUAUUUUCUUACAGUCUAUGGAAUACCUCACUUUGCUCUCACUCAGAUGUAU
This is a messenger RNA of Lycium barbarum (goji berry), 939 nucleotides long. RefSeq names its product disease resistance protein RPP2B-like. The record is from RefSeq and is a predicted model, not a curated record. NCBI's taxonomy places the organism in Eukaryota, Viridiplantae, Streptophyta, Magnoliopsida, Solanales, Solanaceae. The transcript has 2 exons. The coding region runs from base 277 to 585 and encodes 102 amino acids. Gene Ontology annotation, biological process: defense response.